Molecule: messenger RNA, 131 nt
Organism: Racocetra persica
Lineage: Eukaryota; Fungi; Glomeromycota; Glomeromycetes; Diversisporales; Gigasporaceae
Source: the annotation of a GenBank genome assembly
AAAUAAAAGAAUCUUCAAUUCCUAAUAAUACAGAAUUAUCAACCAUAGAUAUUAAUGAAUUAAAUGAAUUAGAUAAUUAUCUUAUAUUUGAUACUAUUGAUAAAAAUACAAACCCACUGGAUUGGUGGAAA